AUGGUUGUCAUGUUUGCCGCAGACAGGGUUGAAAUUUCAAACUUCAUUAUGAUGAAUGGAACUCAUACUGCCGAAGGAAAUGGCAUAGCCCAAAUACAUGACAAUGCUUCAACUAAAUCAUGGCUUGAGCAAGUAAAGAAUAGAUACAGAUCUUCGCCUCCAAAGUGGCAAAUCUCUACAAAGGUUUGCAUUUAUAGGGUUCCUGAACCCAUGAGAAUUUCUAAACCCGAAGUCUAUGAUCCUUUUGUUGUAUCUUUGGGCCCUUUCCAUUACAAAAUGAAUCCUAAACUAUCUACAGUGGAUGAGCAUAAGCUAAGAGCAGUUGACAUAACAUUGGCAAGGCUCAACAUGAAUGUGGUUGAGUUGAUUCAUGAUAUUGGAGAGUUCGAGUAUCAAAUUAGAGAAUGUUAUGAAGAACCAAUUGAUUGGGAUGCAGAAACGUUAUCAUGGGCGUUCGCAAUGGAUGCUUGCUUUAUCCUUGAAUUUUUGAAAGGGUCUACCAGGACGGAAAACCAGAGUAACAUGAAUCUUUUUAGCCUUGUGUUUCAAAAUCUUCCUCAAAAAAAUGUGAUGUAUCAUGGUAUAAUCAAUGACAUUAUGAAGAUGGAAAAUCAAAUUCCUCUGUUUAUCAUCAAUUACCUACUGAGGAAAGAGUUCGGAAGCAAUGAUAGGGCAGAAGAGGAGUUAUGCUUCAUACUGUUUGCCUCGAAACUGUUCGAAGGAUUUCCAUUCUGUUCCCCAUUCGCUAGUAGGAGAACGGUGGAGGAGCGACUUAAGGAACUGACGAAUCAAAUACAUAAAAACCCAGUUCACCUACUCGAUUUAUAUCGAAUGGUGAUCGAGGAUCUUCUUAAACCUCCAAGUACGGAAUCAGUUUCUCAAGCUGAAUCUGAUAACACUCUGCUAACACGGUCUCCAUAUGACCGGAGGAACCCAGCUUCUAUUGUUGAAUUUAGUGACACUUCUGAGGCUAGGAACAGGAACAUGAAUAUCCCACUUACUCCGUCAUUGUGUUCUUCAGAUGAUAGCAGGUGUACCCUUUCUGCCGAAUUAUUACAGACAGCAGGUAUCAAAUUUGAACCAGGCCAAAUCAGUUUUAGAAAGGGAACAUUUGGAAAAAGUACUCUUUCCCUCCCUCAAAUAAUAGUGGAUGACAGCACAGUAACAUUGUUGCGGAACGUGAUAGCGUAUGAGGAGUCUCAAAGAUGUUCAUGGGAUCCUAAAGAUACAGUAAUUUCACAUUUUUUAGUUUUGUUAAAUUAUCUAGUUGAUUCAGCGAAAGAUGUUUCUAUACUUCGAAAGGCUGGAGUCAUUUUGAGCUUGGCCUGCAGCGACAAAGAUACAGCUUGCAGAUUUAACAAUAUAACUGGAGGAAUCACAGUUGGAACAUACGAAGGAUUCGAGAAAAUAAUGGAAGAAACAAGAAAACAUUACAACAGUCGAAUGAAUAUGUGGAUAAGCCAAUUUCAGGAACAUUGUUCAAAGCCAUGGUAUGUUGUCUCUAUUGCAGCGGGGAUACUUCUUUUGGUUAUGCCCGUUCUGCAAACUGUGUACACAGUCUGGAUUUAG
Molecule: messenger RNA, 1569 nt
Organism: Cryptomeria japonica (Japanese cedar)
Lineage: Eukaryota; Viridiplantae; Streptophyta; Pinopsida; Cupressales; Cupressaceae
Product: putative UPF0481 protein At3g02645
Exons: 1
Coding region: 1-1569 (522 amino acids)
Source: RefSeq, a predicted model, not a curated record